GCUCUGCCGGUGGAAAGAGAAUUUGAGUUUUCCUGGAAAACGAAAUCUGUGAAGAUUUAUUUUUUACGUGCCUAUCCGAUCAGUUCUGUCAAUCAGACUGAUUAAGCAGGAAAGCAGAGUCGUGUUAAAACAUUUGCAAUUAUAGUUGUCUGAAAAAUAGUGUUUUUGUGAGAAAAAAAACCAGUCAAGAUGUCGUCGUCUGCUGUGACUACUAAAACUUCGAAAUAUACCUACAAAUCCACUGGCGGUGGUUCUGCUGACGUUAGCAUUGAGUACAGUGCUGACCUAAGCGCCUUAUCCCGGCUGGAGGACAAAAUCCGUCUGCUGCAGGAAGAUCUGGAGUCGGAGCGCGAUCUCCGCCAAAGGAUCGAACGCGAAAAAGCCGACCUCAGCGUGCAAGUAAUCCAGAUGUCAGAGCGCCUUGAUGAGGCAGAGGGUGGUGCUGAAAGUCAGCUGGAAAUCAACCGCAAACGCGACGUCGAACUGACCAAACUGCGCAAGCUGCUCGAAGAUGUGCACCUGGAAUCGGAGGAAACCGCCCACAUUCUGAAGAAAAAGCACCAGGAAAUCGUCAACGACUUUAACGAGCAAAUCGAAUCCCUAACCAAGGCGAAACAAAGGGUCGAAAAAGAGAAAUCCAAACUGCAGGCUGAAAUCUACGAGCUGCUGUCCCAGAUCGAGAGCGUGUCCAAAGAUAAGUCCAUCAGUAUUAAGACGAUCGAAAAGUUGGAAGUGCAGGUGACAGAACUGAACAUUCGCAUCGAAGAGUUGAACCGCACCAUUGUGGACAUUACCUCGCACAAAACUCGUCUAUCCCAGGAAAACAUCGAUCUGGUUAAGCAAGUGCAGGACUUGAAGAUCAGCAUCGAAAGCAUCAGUUUCUCCAAGACCCAGAUCAACUCACAGCUUGACGAAGCCAGACGCCGCCUGGAAGAGGAUGACCGCCGCCGUUCGCUGCUGGAGUCAACACUGCACCAGAUCGAAACCGAGCUGGAGUCGGUUCGGUUGCAGCUGGAAGAGGAAUCGGAGGCUCGUAUGGAUCUGGAACGACAACUGGUGAAAGCAAAUGGGGAAGCCGGAACCUUCAAGUCGAAAUACGAAGCCGAAGUAAUGGCUCGCAACGAAGAGUGUGAGGAAAUUCGCCGUAAAUACACUAUUCGUAUCCAGGAAUCGGAAGAGCACAUCGAAUCCCUCCAGGUUCGAUUGAACAAGCUGGAAAAGGAGAAGAGUCGUCUGUCCAGCGAAAUCGAAAUUCUGAUCAUCGACCUGGAGAAAGCCAACAAUGGCAUUCGCGAAUACACCAAACGUAUCGAAAUUCUCGAGAAAACCAAUAUCGAAAUCAAGACCCGCCUGGAGGAAACCAUUACCCUGUACGACCAGUCACAGCGCGAUUUAAGACAGAGAACGCAAGAUUAUCAGCGCCUGAGCCACGAACUGGACGCCACCCGUGAACAGAAAGACCAGCUGUCCCGGGACAACAACAAGUUGCAGAAAGAUUUGCACGAGGCCCGUAGCUCGGUCACCGAACUGACACGUCGCCUUCAUGACUAUGAAGUCGAGCUACGUCGUCUGGAGAAUGAACGCGAAGAGCUGACCGCAGCCUACAAGGAAGCCGAAGCUGGACGCAAAGCCGAAGAAAAGCGUGCUCAAGCUUUGGCUGGCGAAUAUGGUCAAUUCCGUCACGAUACCGAACGCCGUUUGCUCGAGAAGGAUGAGGAAAUCGAAGUCAUCCGCAAGCAGACUAGCAUUGAGAUCGAACAGCUGAAUGCUCGCGUCGUUGAAGCCGAAACCAAGCUGAAGAGCGAGGUACAGCGCAUCAAGAAGAAGCUGCAGAUCCAGAUCACCGAGCUGGAGAUGUCGCUGGAUGUUGCCAACCAUACCAACAUUGAACUGCAGAAGACGAUCAAGCGCCAAUCGGCCCAGCUGACCGAAAUCCAAGCCCACUACGAGGAGAUCCAACGUCAACUGCAGUCCACCGUCGAUCAGUACGGCAUUGCUCAACGCCGCAUUCAGUCGCUGACUGGUGAACUGGAAGAAAUUCGCGUCAACUACGACUCCUCGUUGCGCUCCAAGCGUCAAGUUGAGGUUCAGUUGGAAGAAGCCACUUCGCGCAUCAACGAACUCGUAGUCAGCAAUGCUAACUACGCUUCGCUUAGAGCUAAGCUCGAGCAGGAGCUGCAGGUUUUGGCCAGUGACUACGAAGAAGUUUCCCGCGAGUUGCGCGUCAGUGACGAACGCUACCAGAAGGUUCAGGUUGAACUUAAACACACUGUUGAACUCCUCCAUGAAGAGCAGGAAAGAAUUGUCAAGAUUGAAACAAUCAAAAAGUCCCUGGAAGUCGAAGUCAAGCAACUUUCAGUUCGUCUUGAGGAAGUUGAGGUUAACGCCGUUGCCGGUAGCCGUCGUAUCAUCAGCAAACUGGAAGCUCGUCUGCGGGACAUUGAAACCGAACUGGAGGAGGAAAGAAGGAAGCACGCCGAAACUAUCAAGAUCUUGCGCAAGAAGGAACGCUCGGUUAAGGAAGUCUACAUUCAAAUCGAGGAAGACCAGAAGAACAUCCAAAUUCUCCAGGACGCACUAGAGAAGGCCAACCAGAAGAUUGGUGCCUACAAGCGCCAGCUAGUCGAACAGGAACAAUGCUCUCAACAGUGUGUAACCAAGGUGCGUCGUUUCCAGCGUGAACUGGAGGCUGCCGAGGAUCGUGCCGAUGUCGCUGAAAGCAACCUGAAUCUGGUCCGUGCUAAGCACCGUACCUUCGUUACCACUUCGACUGUGCCCGGAUCGCAGGUCUACUUGGUUCAGGAAACUACCAGAACCAUCAACGAAACGACAUCGUCCUAAAUUGACAGAGGAAGGGCAAAGCCGUGACAAGGCAACCUGUCGCCAUGUGAUCCAGCAACAUCCGGAGGAUAUGGGCUGUGCCAUAUCGAAUGAUCUUUAAUUUUUGUUAUCAUUUUCGUUUGUGUUUGGUUUAAUUACCUUUUGCAUCUUCUGUUCUUUAUGUCGUCUGUCUUCAUUUCUGUGUAUCAUUAAUUUCUCUCGUUACAACCAAACUCACCCUGAGCUUCGGGACAAAAUAUAAUCUCUUUAUUAUAAUAUGUAAUCCAUCAUACAUUAACCAAGUAACACAAGCCUUGCGUGAAUACAAUAAAAGCCGCUGCCACACCGCAAGAAAUGAAGAAAUGGAAAACUCUACAUGAACAGCAAAAAAAAAAGGAAAUAUAAAUAACUAGCCGCUUCGUUACGUUACGGAUACUACUAGAUUUGGAAAAAGAAAGAUGCCUUGAAAUCGUUGGGCAAACCACCAAUUUGCCGGAAGCUUUAUUCUUAUUGAUCGAGAGUAGAAUUUUAUUCGGACAA
This is a messenger RNA of Sabethes cyaneus, 3360 nucleotides long. RefSeq names its product paramyosin, long form (gene Prm). The transcript is spliced from 10 exons. The record is from RefSeq and is a predicted model, not a curated record. Gene Ontology annotation, cellular component: myosin complex. Lineage: Eukaryota; Metazoa; Arthropoda; Insecta; Diptera; Culicidae. Bases 190 to 2841 code for a protein of 883 amino acids.